AUGAAUUUCAGAAGUCUUGAGGAGUUGGCCAUUCAUCCCGAAAACCAGAAGCGGAUUAGAGUUGUGCAAUUGGUAUUUCUUCUCGUCAUAACAAUCUUGGCCCUAACAAAUACUAUUCCAGCAAAGUGUGGAAGUUUGAUCGAUCCAACCGACGACAUCAAAUCAUUGUGCGAAGCUUACUAUGGUAGCAUGUGUAUUGGAUGGAUUGUCUUCGUUACAUACAUAAUCGCCAUCCUGUUAUCAUGGAAAAUCUACAAAAACAGGGCCGAAGAUGAAAAGGAAAAUUCUGGAUUCAGGCUUAUUCGUUUAUGA
Molecule: messenger RNA, 312 nt
Organism: Acaulospora morrowiae
Lineage: Eukaryota; Fungi; Glomeromycota; Glomeromycetes; Diversisporales; Acaulosporaceae
Source: the annotation of a GenBank genome assembly